Molecule: messenger RNA, 1939 nt
Organism: Trematosphaeria pertusa
Lineage: Eukaryota; Fungi; Ascomycota; Dothideomycetes; Pleosporales; Trematosphaeriaceae
Product: MFS transporter
Exons: 3
Coding region: 287-1816 (509 amino acids)
Biological process (GO): transmembrane transport
Cellular component (GO): membrane
Molecular function (GO): transmembrane transporter activity
Source: RefSeq, a predicted model, not a curated record
GAAUACCACACGGGAUGGCCAUAGUAGCUGCAGCGCACUCCGGUUCCCCGCACACGAUGGAGCCCUUCGUACUUGGCUCUGUCAUUAGUCCCGCGCCUGCCGUCUUGGAGAGCUUGGUUAACAUGAAAGCGGUAUGUUUUGCGCAAGAAGCUCCACCGCUGCCUCGCUCGUUACGAUUCUUCGAUUCCUUAUAUGGCCCUCAUACGUUCUUCAAGCGCUGUAUUAACCCUCGCCUCGGCCAAUAUCAAAAUCGCCAUUUCUUGCCCCUGUUGGACCCUCUCACAAGAUGGCAGACAUCGAAAAGCAGAGCGUCGAGCAGCGUGAAAACGUCGCCCAGACCCUCGAGGAGCUCAGGCAUACCACAACGGUCGACACGGUACACCAAGAUGAAGCCUUGAAAGUUCUUGCACACUAUGCUGGAGACACGACAUGGACACCGGAGGAAGAGAAGAAGCUGGUGCGGAGGAUCGACCGGAAGCUCAUCACGUUGCUGUGUAUCACGUACGGUCUUCAGUACUACGAUAAGGCCAUGUUGUCGCAGGCGGCGCUCUUCGGAUUGAGGGAGGAUCUCGAGCUUAGCGUAGGAAACCGCUACUCCUUUUCGGCCAGCAUCUUCUACCUUGGCUUCAUAGUCGGCUCCUAUCCAGCGAUCUUCAUGGCACAGCGGUUUCCCAUCGAACGCGUCGCGGCUGGCAUCGUUUCCGUUUGGGGCGUUUGCCUGAUGUGCUCGGCGGCGUGCCACAACUGGCAGGGCUUCUACGCCCAGCGCUUCUUCCUCGGCUUCCUGGAGUCCGGCAUCUCGCCCAUGUUCAUGCUGGUCGUUGGCGGGUGGUACAAGAAGCGGGAACAAGCUUUGCGGAUGGGCGCUUGGUAUUCUUGCACGGGCUACGUCUCGGCAAUCUCCCCGCUCAUCAACUACGGCCUCGGGCACAUCAAAGGCGGCGGGUUAAACAGCUGGCAAUACAUGUACCUGGUCGCGGGUGCCAUCACCGUCCUUUGGGCCUUGGUCAUCCUCUUCUUCAUGCCCCCGGAUCCCAUUCGCGCGCGCGGCUUUGACGAGCGCGAGCGCUACAUUGCCGUCGCACGCAUGCGCGAGAACAACUCAGGCGUGCGCAACACCCACUUCAAGAAGGAGCAGGCGUGGGAGGCUCUGCGCGACCUCAAGUUCUGGCUGAUCUUCUCUAUCGCUUUCCUUAUGAUGAUCGCUAAUGGGCCGGUCUCGUCCUUCAUCCCCAUCAUCAUCUCCGGAUUCGGAUACAACAGCCUUAAUUCGCUGCUCCUGACGCUGCCUGCUGGUGUUAUUAUUGGGACCAUCGAGCUGGGCGCACCAUACCUUGCCUACCGCAUCCCUCAGAUUCGCACGUGGAUCAUCGCCGUGUGCCAGCUGGGGACCAUUCUCGCGUCCAUCCUUCUUUGGCAGCUCCCACGAAGCGCCAAAGGAGGCCUACUGUUUGGGUGCUACAUCCUCGCUUCAUUUGGCGGGGCCUACGCCGUGACAAUGGGCCUCCAGAUCGCCAACACGGCGGGAUAUACGAAGCGCUCUGUGACCUCUUCGGGUAUUUUCGUGGGCUACUGUCUUGGCAAUUUCGUCGGGCCGCUGCUCUUUAAGCCCAAGGACGCGCCAGUCUACGCACCAGGGUUCAUCGCCGUGCUCAUUACCUCGAUCGUUGCCGCCAUCCUGGCUAUCGUCUACCGUUAUGUGUGCAUCUGGGACAACCGGAAACGGGACAAGACAGGCACUAUGGAAGGGUUCGAGCAUGCCUACGAAGAUGACCUCACGGAUAAGAAGAAUCCCCAGUUUAGAUACACGUUGUAGGUAUGGGCUCGGGUUCCAUUUGUGGGAAGGCCAUGCAGCGCAGAGAGAUCUGGGCGGGCUCCGGAAGGACGGGGAUGAAUACUACUUGAACCUUUGCGGCACCCCUCCUCGCGGUGGGCCCGA